UUCAUCUUCCUAUUAUAUGUGUAGCUGGACUCGGAGCAGCUGAGCGGGCUGUUGCGGUGUCCCUUUCCCUCGCUUCUUUCUUUUGCAGCUGCUUGGUUGUGAUUUCGGUUUUCCCUUUCUGCUCUGUUUCUCGUCCCCUUCUGGCCGCAGCAGCGGGAGGUCCUGUUGGGGACCUCCUAGUGAGUCACCCGGGUAAUGCAGGAGUCCCCGAGCGAUGCGCUCGCUGCGGUUUGCCCGUCCGAUCUCUGCAGGGAGGGCUUCCACAGCGCCGUCUGAGAAAUGCUUUAACUAUUGAACUAAAGUCUCUGUUUGGAAUGCUCUCCCUGCUUCGUGGCACAUCCAUUGCAGGGAACCUCCCCUGAUUUCGUGUGGCGAGGAUGAAUUGGUUUCAUCAAGUCUCCACCUUCCCGUGAUGGGCUUCAUUCCUUUCCAUUGGGUCAUUCCUUUGCUCGAUACCUCCCCUUCCUGAGCGAAGCCCUUGGAGACCUCCUCGUUCCGUAGCAAUGUCGCUCUUUAGCCAGACCCAUUUUGAGGAAGACAGCCAGGAGCAACCAGCUGUGGGAUACUGGAAACCACUAAUGCCGUCCAAAGGCAGCAAGGAGGAGCCAGAGACUGGAUGCCAGGAUGCAGGCAGCGGGGAUGACAGCCAGUCCGCUGAGCAGCGCAACGUCUCGCGUCUCCGCAGCUCCUCGGUGGAGAUCCGGGAAAAGGGGUCUGAGUUCCUGAAGGAAGAGCUGCACAAAGCACAAAAGGAGCUGAAGCUGAAGGACAAAGAAUGUGAGAGACUGUCAAAAGUCAGAGAACAACUGGAGCAGGAACUAGAGGAGUUAACAGCUAGCCUGUUUGAGGAAGCACACAAGAUGGUGAGAGAAGCAAACACAAAACAGGCGGCGUCAGAGAAGCAGCUGAAGGAGGCAUGGGGAAAGAUCGACAUGCUGCAGGCAGAGGUAACAGCUCUGAAGACGCUUGUGAUCACAUCCACACCUUCCUCUCCAAACUGGGAGCUGCAUCCUCAGCUCCAGAGCCCUUCUAAAGCCGUCUUCAGGAAAGGCCAUGGGCGAAACAAGAGCACCAGCAGUGCAAUGGUCACAGCUGUCAGCCAGAAUGCGACUCCAGCACCAGUCAGUCGUGAGUGCAAAGAGGUCGAUUCCAUUUUAUUUGCCGAGUUCCAAUCCUGGAAGGAAUCUCCAACUUUGGAUAAAUCCUGCUCCUUCCUGGACAGAAUUUACCGAGAAGAUGUAGGACCUUGCCUGGACUUUACUAAGCAGGAGCUGUCUGAGCUGGUCCGAGUGGCUGUGGAGCAGAAUACACUCACCAUUGAGCCUGUUGCUUCCCAGAUGCUACCUGUGGUGAAGGUGUCAGCAGAAGACUCUGGUGGGCCAAAGAAGUGUGCUCUAAGUGGCCUCCCCAGGACCUGCAAACACCGCAUCAUGCUGGGGGAUUCUGGGAAUUACUAUUACAUUUCACCGUCCUGCAGGGCCAGGAUCACAGCGGUGUGCAACUUCUUCACAUACAUUCGCUAUAUCCAGCAGGGCUUGGUGAGGCAAGAUGUGGAACUGAUGUACUGGGAGGUGAUGCGACUCCGGAGGGAGAUGUCUCUGGCCAAACUUGGGUUUUAUCCCAGUGAGAUGUAAGCAGAGGCCUGAGCAUGGAAGGAAACUGCUCCUGUAUGAAGGACUCAUCAGUCGUGGUCUGCCAAGCAGAUGAAUGCAGUGCCUCUCCAGCAGUGGCCUUGCGCCCUCCCCUCCCUCCCUAUGCCUGAUGCUGAUCAUGGAGCAAAAAGCACAAGUUGUCAGCUGUCCCAUUCCUCCCACUGUGACUGGAAUGCAGCUGCCAAGCUACCCUCUGAGAGCUGGGCUGGUCCCAGCUGCUCGGGAGUGACUGUCUACAGACUGUCCUUUAUGGAGAUAUGCAGUGUAUAUCCAUUAUUUUUAAACUUUUGUUUUUAUAUACAGUCUGCUUUGGCAUAAUCUGAGGCCAGCCCUGUGCAAAGCAGGGUCCUGGGCUCCCUUCUUAGUAAGCAAGUCUUUCAGGACAGAUGCUGGCGGUCUGUCUGUCUGUUCCACUCAUUCUUUGGGGUGGAGGGUGCUGAAGCCUGCAAGAGAAGCUUUCUUCCAGCUGAGUCAAGAGGGUUUUGUUUCUGUUUUUUAGCUUGGGAUUUGGCACUGGGUGCUUGUAAUCCAGCUGGGGGGAGCGACUAGGGCUGAGGCCAGAGCCGUGCACCCAGGACCUUUGGGAGAAGGAAGCAAGUAGGGAAAUUGCAUAACUUGCAGCUGGCCAUAGCUUGGCUGCUCUCAGUGCUGGAUAUUUUCUCCUGGCCUUGAGAAUCUGUUGUUGCUGUCAUAGGCAGAUGCAGACCUUGUUAGCAUGUUACCAUGUGACAUUUCCUGGUGCAGAAGUCCCGCAUCGUACUCCUAGAUACAAACCCCACCCACAAACAAAUGCCUUUGUUUUGUCCCUAUCUAAGGUUGGAAGGAACCUGGUCCCAGGCCAGGUUCUUUGUCUCCAGAAGGAGCAUGCUCAUGCUGGGCACAGCCUUGAGGCCCAGAGAUUCCCUUCCUGCUAUAACACCAGAGUUAGAGAUGCGUGUCCGUUUGGAAAACCCAGCGUCUCUCAGGCUGCCAUCCCCAAUGAAGAAACUUGAGGUAUUUUUGCACAGAUGUGAGGGAUGUGGCUGUAUGCUUAAAAACAUGCUGGGAAGGAUAUCACUAUGGCUUUUGGCAAGUGGAGUCCAGCUGUAGCUCAGGCUUGUCUGUACGGAACAGUACUAACACAGUGUCGUAGCCAGUGUAGCCCUUUUUUCAGUCAGUGUAGAGUCGACUCAGCUGCCUCCCCAGGGCUUUCCAUCUCACCUGGCAUUUCUGCUCUCUGGCAUGUUGCUAUGUCUCUGCUGUCAUCGUAAAUCCCCUGUUAGCACAGCGGUGCCACGAAGCAGAUUGCUGCCCCCCACUCCAUUAGGUUCCGUCCUCUCCUGAGAGGUGCCACAGUGGGAACUUUCUGUCUUUGCUGUGGGAAAACUGAGCUGCUGUGGUUUACUUCAGGAGAGGGAAGAACUGAGUCCAGCUCAGACAUGGCUGACCUGCAGGUCCUGUUUGUUACCACUUCUGUUCUGCUUUUACCCCCACCACUGAGUGCCUCUGGUCACCCCAGCUGGAUGAGCGUAUGCAUCUUCACCGAAGGAAUGUAUUUCAAAUGUGGAAAAUACGUCUUUGGGUAAGAAUCUGCAUCUGUUCUAUUGGCGUCUGCAGACCUGUGUCAAUUAGACAUCAGCUUUUGCCAUGGAGAAAAGAGAAAUGUCUUUCCCCCAGCUGCAGAUUUCAGGUCAGUCCUAUCCGUGGCAUUUCUCCUUCUAUCUGUUCCCCCUGACCUUUUGAUCUCUAGGUCUCAUCCUGUGCCAUUAAUUGCUACAUUGCAGAACAGAUGUGGCUACGUUAUUGCGCUGGGGAUGGGAUGAUCUCUAUGUGGGAGGUGGUUGGGGAGAUUGUUUUAAAUGCAGGACGACCUUAUACAAUGCAUUUCUCCACUUCCUUUUAUCUCAAAGUGCUUUACAAAGUGACACCGAGGGGAAACAAAGUGUUGAGAACAAUUUGAAAAUUAACAUGAAGUCACUCCAUUAACAACCGGAUGGUCGCACCUUUAUUAAAGGAAAAAUAAACAUUUGCUGUUAACCUCCUCAAA
Molecule: messenger RNA, 3678 nt
Organism: Numida meleagris (helmeted guineafowl)
Lineage: Eukaryota; Metazoa; Chordata; Aves; Galliformes; Numididae
Gene: RAB3IL1
Product: RAB3A interacting protein like 1
Exons: 10
Coding region: 504-1634 (376 amino acids)
Biological process (GO): exocytosis
Cellular component (GO): Golgi to plasma membrane transport vesicle
Molecular function (GO): guanyl-nucleotide exchange factor activity
Source: RefSeq, a predicted model, not a curated record